AUGAAAGUCAUUAAUAAAGAGGAAAGAGCUGCCCAUGAUGCUGCAGUCAAAUGGGGUGGUGCCAAAGGUUUGGUUAUUGGUACAGCCGUUUCUUGUGGUCUUUAUGUGGCUGCUCGUUUCAGGUAUAAAAAGAUUCUAGCGCUAACUGCCUCAGCAAAGACUGCAAUUUUUGUCACACCUCCAGCUUUCUUGAUCUCUCUUUAUGGGGAAUUGGCCUCCAAUGGUUUUGACCGUAACAUGUAUUCUUCUGAGUCAUCUCAGCGCGCCAUAAUAGAGGAACACAAAAAAUGGGAUGCCAUGUCUACGAAGAACAAGAUCACCAUUACUUUGAACGAUAACAAGUACAAGAUCAUUACAGGCCUUUGGGCCUUAUCGCUUUGGGGUUCUUGGGAGUACGCUAGUCGGGACAAGCUUUUAUCGAGGGCUCAGAAGUUCUACGAUGCCAGGAUGUACGCUCAAUUCAUCACCAUUCUCCUACUUUUGGGUUCUAUUGGACUCAGUGUUCAGGAUGAGAAUAAGGCAAAGGGAAAGAAGCUUACCAACCAAGAUCGCUAUCUUAACGAGAUGAUGUCCAGCGAAAAAGAAUGA
This is a messenger RNA of Brettanomyces nanus, 588 nucleotides long. RefSeq lists its product as uncharacterized. The transcript has a single exon. The coding region runs from base 1 to 588 and encodes 195 amino acids. Gene Ontology annotation, cellular component: mitochondrial inner membrane. The record is from RefSeq and is a predicted model, not a curated record. Gene Ontology annotation, biological process: mitochondrial respiratory chain complex IV assembly. NCBI's taxonomy places the organism in Eukaryota, Fungi, Ascomycota, Pichiomycetes, Pichiales, Pichiaceae.